GGCCGCUGGGAAGGCGAGUCUCUCGGGAGACAGGUUCCUCCUCGCCGUGGGACUACGACGCCCACCCUGCCCCGCGCGCCGCCGCGGAACUCUGGGAAACGGAGCCCCCCCCCUCGGCCCCAGAGGCUGCUGGGGCUGAGGAGGAGGAGAAGGAGGAAGAGCAGGCGGGCAGGCGGGGAAGUCGCCCUUCGUGUGUACGGUAGACACGCGUCCAGACAGUGGUGCCAAAUUCACGGACCUCGCGGGCGACACCGCUGGAGAAGGCAGGCUCAGGCCCCGCUGCUGUCCGGGCUGUGUGAGGCACCGACGUUGGACCUGCCAGGAAAUCCCCCCCCGUGUGUGAGCACGUGGUGGCCUGGAGCUCUCUCACGGCAUCUCCCUCCAUGGUUCUGGACCCUUGGCUGCCGCCGCAGGGGCCCCGCUCCCCUCGGUGAGCCCCUCGGCCAUGCGUGUGGCGACCCUCCUGGCCCUUCUGCGCCCGGCUCUGCCCUUGCUGCUUGGCUUGUCCUUGGGCUGCAGCCUCAGCCUCUUGCGCGUCUCCUGGAUCCAGGGCGACGGAGGCGGCUCCUGCGUGGACUCUGCUGUGCUUGGACAUGGCAGGCAGCCAGCAGGGAAAGGGCAGGAGGGGGCUGGUGCUGGAGGGGGGCCGGGCCGGAAGGAGCAGGAGGAGGACGAGGAGGAGGAUGAAGAGGACGACUUCAGGCCUCGCAUCGUUCCAUACUCUAGAAACCCCAGCAAGCCAUACAAGAAGGUGCUUAGGACUCGUUACAUCCAGACAGAGCUGGGUUUCCAUGAGCGACUCCUUGUGGCUGUGCUGACCUCCAAGGCCACCCUCAAUACUUUGGCUGUGGCUGUCAACAAGACUGUGGGCCACCAUUUUCCCCACCUGCUGUACUUCACAGGGCUGCGCAGUGCCAAGGUGCCCCACGGCCUAGCGCUGGUGUCCCAUGGGGACGAGCGCCCCGUCUGGCUGAUGUACGAGACGGUGCGCUACAUCCACCAGCACUUUGGGGGCAACUUUGACUGGUUCUUCAUCAUGCAGGAUGACACCUAUGUCCAAGCCGAGCGGGUCAAGAACCUCAUCACCCACCUGAGCAUCAACCAAGACAUCUACCUGGGUCGGGCAGAGGAGUUCAUUGGGGGGGACGAACAGGCCCACUAUUGCCACGGUGGCUUUGGCUACCUGCUGUCCCGCAGCCUCUUACUGAAGCUCCACCCACACCUGGACAGCUGCCGCAGCGAAAUCCUCAGCGUGCGCCCAGACGAGUGGCUGGGGCGCUGCAUUGUAGACUUCCUGGGGAUCGCCUGUGUCUCUCAGCACCAGGGCCAGCAUUAUCUGUCCUAUGAACUGGCCAAGAAUGCAGACCCAGAGAAAGAACAGGGAGAAGAAUUUUGGGGAGUUGUUACUGUGCACCCCGUUACUGAGGCAACCCUCAUGUAUCGCCUGCAUAAGAAGUUCAGCAGGUUCCAGUUGGACCAGACCUACCAAGAGAUUGAACAGCUACAGGCUCAGAUCCGCAACCUGACAGUGCUGAUGCCUGCGGGGGAGGCUGUGCUGACAUGGCCCAUAGGCAUCAAUGCCCCCUUUGUGCCCAAGUCCCGCUUUGAGGUGAUCAGCUGGGAGUACUUCACAGAGCAGUACCUGUUCUCUUGCCCAAACGGUGCCCCGAAGUGUGAGCUGGCAGCAGCCAGCAAGGCAGACGUCAGCGACAUCCUCCAGGCUGCUCUGGAGCAGCUGAACCAGCGCUACCGCCCGCAGCUGCGUUUCCAUAAGCAGCAGCUCCUGAACGGCUACCGGCGCUUUGACCCCACGCGGGGGAUGGAGUACAGGCUGGAUCUCCUGCUGGAGGUGGUCACCCAGAAGGGGCACAGCCACUUGCUCUCCAAGCGGGUGAACCUCCUGAGGCCCCUCAGCAAGGUGGAGAUCAUCCCCAUGCCCUACGUGACAGAGGCGACACGGGUGCAGCUGGUGCUGCCCCUCACCUUGCAGGAGCUGGACUUUGUGGGCAAUUUCCUGGACACUUUUGCCAUGAAUGCCCUGGAUGCACACGACAACACCUUGCUCACCCUGCUCUUCAUCUAUGACUCCUACGACGCCCAGCUGGUCAGUCAGGUGGACGUCUUUUCCGGGGUCAAGGCCAUGGUGGCUGAGCUUGAGAGGCGCUACGCGGACGUCAAGAUCCCCUGGAUCAGCGUCAAGACGGAGGUGCCCUCGCAGGUGAAGCUCAUGGACAUCAUCUCCAAGAAGCACCCUGUGGACACCCUCUUUUUCCUGGCCAGCGUUUGGACGGAGGUCAGUGUGGAGGUCCUGAACCGCUGCCGCAUGAACACCAUCAGCAACUGGCAAGUCUUCUUCCCAGUGCAUUUCCAGGAGUUCAACCCAGUGCUGGCCUAUCGGGGGGAACAAGCGGCCUCCACCAGCACCGACUUCCUAAGGGACGGGCACUUUGACCGGCACGCCUUUGCCGAGGCCUGCUUUUACAACGCGGACUACAUGGCCGCCCGCACCAAGUUGGCGGCCGCCAUCCUGGACCAGGAUGAGGUGCUGGAGGGCAUGGAGGUCUUCGACAUCUUCCUGCGCCAUUCGGAGCUGCACCUCUUCCGGGCCGUGGAGCCGGGGCUGGUCCAGAAGUAUGUCCUGAGGAGCUGCAACCCCCGCCUGAAUGAGGAGCUCUACCACCACUGUGUCCUCAGCAGCCUGAAAGGGCUGGCCUCCCGCUCCCAUCUGGCCAUGGCCCUCUUUGAGCAAGAGCAGGCCAACAGCACCUGACUGUACGGCCUGGGCACAGUCCUUGGUUCAGCUGGGCCUGGUGGGGGGGGAGGGUACCAAAGAACCUGAUUUUUAGAAGGAAAAGCAAUUAAAAGUUCCCUUGCUGCU
Rhineura floridana is the source of this 2878-nucleotide messenger RNA. RefSeq names its product chondroitin polymerizing factor 2 (gene CHPF2). The transcript has 5 exons. The record is from RefSeq and is a predicted model, not a curated record. Gene Ontology annotation, cellular component: Golgi cisterna membrane. Gene Ontology annotation, molecular function: glucuronosyl-N-acetylgalactosaminyl-proteoglycan 4-beta-N-acetylgalactosaminyltransferase activity. Lineage: Eukaryota; Metazoa; Chordata; Lepidosauria; Squamata; Rhineuridae. The coding region runs from base 446 to 2770 and encodes 774 amino acids.